CUUUUUUACGGGUAUCCAGUAAACAGAGUUUUGAUAAUUCAAUAAACUCGAAAUUCCGAUUGAUUUUGUUUGGACGAAGCGAAAGUCUCUCUCCGGCGCAAUCAAGCUAUGGAGCAAAUUUUGUCUUCUCUCGUGUUCAAUGGUUCUAUUGUAGAAGCCAUCACUGAAGCCAAGCAGCAGAAGAAGCUUUUUGUAGUUUUUGUUUCAGGUGGCAAUAUGGAAUCAAACCAAUUGGAGACAUCAACUUGGCUGGACCCAAGAGUUGCUGAUUCUAUAUCAAAGUACUGCAUUUUGUUGCACAUCCUAGAAGGAAGUACUGAUGCAAGAAACUUCUCAGCAUUGUAUCCACAGAAGGCUGUUCCUUGUAUUACAGCUAUUGGAUACAAUGGUAUUCAACUAUGGCAACAAGGGGGUUUUGUUUCUGCUGAUAAUCUUGCAUCUAGUCUUGAGAAGGCAUGGUUAAGUCUUCAUGUUCAGGAUACAACAGCUACUUUCUUGACUGCUGCACUUGCUUCAAAGAAAGAGCUUGUAUCUGGAGCUUCUUCAGUAACAUCUGAAGUAGGGAGUUCUUCAAAUGCUCAAGUUUCACCAGCUCAGGAGAUGGCACAUAUACAAUCUCCAAUGGCUACACCGUCUAAAAAUUCUCAGACAGUAGAGGGAGAGGAUCGUGGACAUGCUGCUACUGAGAUAGAUUCCUCGGUGAUUGACAUGGCUUCUCAUGGAUCAGCAGAUGCCUUUGAAUCUAGAAUUGGUGAAUUUAAUGAGUCUACCACUGUGAUCACAACAGCAGAAAAGCCACUUGAUCUUGUAGAGGUAGAUUCAACCAACGCUAAAGAUGAAUGUUCAAUGUCAAAAGAGAAUCCUGGUUUGUGUGAUCAACAGUUGGACCCUUAUGAUGAAGCUCCUAGAGAGAUUGCCAAUAAAGCAGGGAAAGGUCCCGAGAUAAAUAUAGUUGAAGAUGCAGCUGCUGAGAAAGCUGAUUUUUCAGAUGAUUCGUCAAAUACAUUUCACGAUGUUUAUUUAAACAUUAGAUUGCCUGAAGGUUCAAGUUUACAAGUGAAGUUUCUCGUUAUGGAUACUUUAAGGAUGGUCAAGCACUAUGUUGAUAAAAACCAAACGAGCAGCAUUGGUUAUUACGAUCUAGCAGUUCCUUAUCCUCGCAAGGUUUUUGGUGAUGAAGAUCUAGAUAGAACAUUGUCAGAUUUGGGUUUACACAAUAGGCAAGCACUGAUAAUCAUUCGUCGUAACAAAGUGAAUGUUACAUCAUUACAUGGUCAAAACAAUCCUGCUGAGAGUAAUCAUACAGCAAUUGGAGGCGAUGCAGGAUAUUUUGCUACGAUCAGAAAACUCUUUUCAUAUGUAAAUCCUUUAUCUUACUUUGGUGGAAGUUCUAACACAUCAAACACUGCUCAGGAUUCUCGAGAUAGCAUAUGGCAAUAUGGUCCAAACCCCACACCUCAAAAUAGUCAGACUUUGGUACGUAAGCCAUUCCAAACCCCUAUAACUUCCACAACUAAUAAUAGAGGUAGAAAGCCAGCGUCAUCUAGCUUUGGGAGCAGCAACAUCCACACUUUGAAACAUGAUGAAGAUGAAAAUCAGUUUGGUGACAGAAACACAUUCUGGAAUGGUAAUUCUACUCAGUUUGGUGGAGAUGACAAUAGUAAAUAAGAUUCCAGUGCACUUUCUUGUAUAUUGAUGUGUCUAUAAAAAUCACAGUGUGCUACAGUUAGAUAUAUUCUUCCCGUUAAUCGUUGCAAUAUGUUUUGGAUUGAAGCCUGUUUCAUCUUUACAAUGAUUGGCUUAGCAUAAACUGCGGUUGCAAGUGUCAUACUGGAAGGCAAGUUUGGUAUUCGUGAUGCAUUUUAUGGUUAGUGAAACUGUUGUAGGAAAUCUAGAUGAUGUUUUGAGCACUAAUAAUCAUUAGCAUUCAACUAGUUCUUGUUCUUCUAAUAGAACUAAGACGAGAAAUUUUGCUUCAAGUUUACCUUGUCCUCCUUA
Solanum dulcamara is the source of this 1998-nucleotide messenger RNA. Its product is annotated as plant UBX domain-containing protein 11. NCBI's taxonomy places the organism in Eukaryota, Viridiplantae, Streptophyta, Magnoliopsida, Solanales, Solanaceae. Gene Ontology annotation, molecular function: protein binding. Bases 109 to 1668 code for a protein of 519 amino acids. The transcript has 10 exons. The record is from RefSeq and is a predicted model, not a curated record.